Rhizophagus irregularis DAOM 181602=DAOM 197198 is the source of this 495-nucleotide messenger RNA. The record is from RefSeq and is a predicted model, not a curated record. NCBI's taxonomy places the organism in Eukaryota, Fungi, Glomeromycota, Glomeromycetes, Glomerales, Glomeraceae.
UCCAUAUUGUAUUCAUUAUCUAACCUUCGUCUUGUACUUAAAUUUUCUAUAAUUCUUUGAUAAUUCACAAAAUUUCCCAUCUAAACCUAAAAUUAAUUCGCUAUUACUAUUUAAUAAAAUGAUACCUAUUAUCAAACAUCUUAAUAAAAUUUUGUAUUCAUUCUCAAACAAUACUUUAAAUUUUCUGUUAAAAUUAAUCUCAUUCUUUGUAACGAAUUCUUCAUGUCUUAUCUUCCACAUUACUAAAUAUUCAAUCGAUUUUUUCCCAUUUUCCUUAACUUUACUUUUUAGUUUCAUAACCUCUAUCAUUAAAAAAUUUACCUUCCUCCUAAAACUAAAAUCGUCUUUCUCUAAAAUACUAUUCUUUAAAAUUCUAUCAGAUUUUUAUUUGUAUUAACCAAAUUAUCUAUCAUCUCAAUUCUUGUAUUAAAUCUUUAUUCUUUUUAUUCUUCUCUUAAAUAUUUUUCCACCAGAUCAUUUAUUUUUAAUAUUUCG